AUGGACGAAGGCGCUCAUGAGAAACAACAGCAAGCACAUGUCCUGGGGAAGAAAGGCCUGCGACUGAUUCCAGUCAUCAUUGCCAAUGAAGUAUCUGAACGGAUUGUCAGCGCAUCUGUUGGCGCAAAUCUUAUCAUCUACCUAACAACAAAGUAUCACCUCGGCGCUGCAAGCAGUGCCAUCAUCAUCUUCGUGUACAUAGCGGCCGCAAAUUUCUUGCCAGUCUGCGGAGCCAUUGUGUCCGACGCACUGUUGGGUCGCUUCCUCACGGUUACACUCACACUUUUCUCCUGCACAAUCGGGACUACCCUUUUGUGCUUGACAUCAGUGAUUCCACGCUUGACACCGCCGGAUUGCACCCCUCCAAACCAAGGCUGCACUUCAUCUACUCCGGUUCAGCUAUUCGUGCUGUAUGCCUCCCUUGGUUUCAUGGCACUUGGAGCAAGCGGCGUCCGCCCGUGUUGCCUGGCCUUUGCUGAGGAUCAGAUUGCACACUGGGACAACGCAAGGAAGGACCGUGCUCUCCGGGGCUUGUUCAGCUGGUACUACGUAUCCGUGGGGUUCUCGCAGAUCGUGGCCGUGACUGUGCUUGUGUACUUCCAAGAUAAGUUGGGCUGGAAGGUUGGGUUCAUGGUCUCGGCUGCCAUCAUUGCGUCUGUCACACUCCUUAACCUGGCGGUGGCACCAUUCUACGUGAAGGCGAAGCCCCAGACGGGAGUGUGGGCUGGCUUACUGGAGGUAGCUGUCGCGGCUGUCAAGAACCGUGACCUUGAGCUGCCAGAGGCAAAUCAUGGUGUCCAGUUCCACAGCUUACCAGGUUCAACACAGUUGGUCCCAUCAGAAAAAAUGAGGUUUCUGAACAAAGCUUGCAUGGUGAGGACCCGAGUAUGCAGCAGCACAAACAACGAAGAAUCUGACAACACGAGCUCACGGUGCACCUGCACAGUGGAGCAAGUAGAGAACCUCAAGGCUGCUCUGAGCGUCAUGCCCAUGUGGUCAGCCAUGGUGAUGACGUUCCUGCUGCAGAGCUCCUCAUUCGGGGUUCUGCAAGCAGCCACCAUGGACCGUCAUAUCGGCACUACGAGAUUCCAGAUACCAGCAGGCUCCAUCUCAAUCUUUGAGAUCAUGACCUUCACGGUGUGGUCAGGCUGCUAUGACUCCUACAUACUCCCUCUGCUCAGGAGGGUCACGGGGCGUCAACGCGUGCUCACGCUGAAACAGCGCAUGGGCAUCGGCUUGUUCCUGACCGUCGUGUCCAUGGCAGUGGCAUCGGCGGUGGAGGCUCGCAGGAGGGAGGCGACGGUGAGGCAAGGAGCACUGCGGAUGUCAUCCAUGUGGCUGGCGCCCCAGUACGUGCUCAUGGGGCUCGCGGGUGCGUUCGGCAACAUCGCGCAGAUCGAGUUCUACUACGCGGUGCUCCCCAAGUCUAUGGGCAGCUUCGUGCUGGCGCUGCUCUUCUUCGGCGGUGGGGUCGCGAGCAUCAUGGGGACCGUGAUCCUCAAGUUCGUGAACGUGGUCACCGGCGGGGGUGGGGUGGCCCCGUGGAUCUCUGACGACCUGAACCUCGGUCGCUACGACUGCUACUACCGAUUGCUCGCAGUUCUUGGCGCCGUGGACCUGGUCUACUUCGUCGUUUGCGCUUACGUUUUCAAUGAGACAAUGCAGAACAUGACACUGGAAGCGGGUGCUGAUGGCGAAGCGGAAGAAAUCUUGAGUUUCGAGGCUAGCUCGGCAAGUGCUUGUCCCAACUAG
Panicum hallii is the source of this 1752-nucleotide messenger RNA. Its product is annotated as protein NRT1/ PTR FAMILY 1.2-like. Gene Ontology annotation, cellular component: plasma membrane. Lineage: Eukaryota; Viridiplantae; Streptophyta; Magnoliopsida; Poales; Poaceae. The record is from RefSeq and is a predicted model, not a curated record. The transcript is spliced from 4 exons. Bases 1 to 1752 code for a protein of 583 amino acids. Gene Ontology annotation, molecular function: transmembrane transporter activity. Gene Ontology annotation, biological process: transmembrane transport.